AGCGCCAGAGCGCUGUUCUACUUCCGGUGGGGAAGAGAAAGGGAAGACCCCGCCGGAAGCGAGGAAGGUGCUGUGUAAUCACUAAGACACUGAGGCACUUGCGACCCCGAAAAUGCCUGAUUACUUAGGUGCGGACCAGCGGAAAACCAAAGAGGAUGAGAAGGACGACAAGCCCAUCCGAGCUCUGGAUGAGGGGGAUAUUGCCUUACUGAAAACUUACGGGCAGAGUACUUACUCCAGGCAAAUCAAGCAGGUUGAGGAUGACAUUCAACAACUUCUCAAGAAAAUUAAUGAGCUUACUGGUAUCAAAGAGUCUGACACUGGCCUGGCACCACCAGCCCUCUGGGACCUGGCCGCAGACAAACAGACACUUCAGAGUGAACAGCCGCUCCAGGUGGCAAGGUGUACGAAGAUAAUCAAUGCUGAUUCAGAGGACCCCAAAUACAUCAUCAAUGUGAAGCAGUUUGCCAAGUUUGUGGUGGAUCUCAGUGAUCAGGUGGCACCUACUGACAUUGAAGAAGGGAUGAGAGUUGGCGUGGACAGAAAUAAAUACCAAAUUCACAUUCCACUACCUCCUAAGAUUGACCCAACAGUUACCAUGAUGCAGGUGGAAGAAAAACCUGACGUCACAUACAGUGAUGUUGGUGGCUGUAAGGAACAGAUUGAGAAAUUGCGAGAGGUAGUUGAAACCCCUCUACUCCAUCCAGAGAGAUUUGUUAACCUUGGGAUUGAGCCUCCGAAGGGUGUGCUGCUGUUUGGUCCCCCGGGCACAGGCAAGACCCUCUGUGCCAGGGCAGUUGCCAACAGGACUGACGCUUGCUUCAUCCGAGUUAUUGGGUCUGAGCUCGUGCAGAAAUACGUCGGUGAGGGGGCUCGAAUGGUUCGUGAGCUUUUUGAAAUGGCAAGAACAAAAAAAGCCUGCCUUAUUUUCUUUGAUGAAAUUGAUGCCAUUGGAGGGGCUCGGUUUGAUGAUGGUGCCGGGGGCGACAACGAAGUGCAGAGAACAAUGUUGGAACUGAUCAACCAGCUGGAUGGUUUUGAUCCUCGAGGCAACAUCAAAGUCCUGAUGGCCACUAACCGACCUGAUACUCUGGAUCCAGCACUGAUGAGGCCAGGGAGAUUGGACAGAAAGAUUGAGUUUAGCUUACCUGAUCUAGAGGGUCGGACUCAUAUCUUUAAGAUUCAUGCUCGCUCAAUGAGUGUUGAAAGAGACAUUAGGUUUGAGCUGUUAGCCCGACUGUGUCCAAACAGCACUGGAGCGGAGAUUAGAAGCGUUUGCACAGAAGCUGGCAUGUUUGCAAUCCGAGCACGGCGAAAAAUUGCUACAGAGAAGGAUUUCUUGGAAGCCGUGAAUAAGGUCAUCAAGUCUUACGCCAAAUUCAGCGCUACUCCCCGCUACAUGACAUACAAUUGAGCCCCAGGGGCUUUGACGACUUCCUGCGUUCGAGUAACUUGUUGACACCUUACAAAAAUAAAAGAUUUCAAAAUUCAUAAGUGC
Molecule: messenger RNA, 1498 nt
Organism: Peromyscus californicus insignis
Lineage: Eukaryota; Metazoa; Chordata; Mammalia; Rodentia; Cricetidae
Gene: Psmc2
Product: proteasome 26S subunit, ATPase 2
Exons: 12
Coding region: 113-1414 (433 amino acids)
Biological process (GO): proteasome-mediated ubiquitin-dependent protein catabolic process
Cellular component (GO): proteasome regulatory particle, base subcomplex
Molecular function (GO): ATP binding; proteasome-activating activity; ATP hydrolysis activity
Source: RefSeq, a predicted model, not a curated record